This is a messenger RNA of Coregonus clupeaformis (lake whitefish), 3117 nucleotides long. Its product is annotated as stAR-related lipid transfer protein 7, mitochondrial. The record is from RefSeq and is a predicted model, not a curated record. Gene Ontology annotation, molecular function: lipid binding. The transcript is spliced from 8 exons. NCBI's taxonomy places the organism in Eukaryota, Metazoa, Chordata, Actinopteri, Salmoniformes, Salmonidae. Bases 483 to 1703 code for a protein of 406 amino acids.
UGAAAGCUACGGAUCAGGUUGACUGACUGCGAUGUGUAAGAAAAACGUGAAAUUGGUGAGCUAGUAAUUUAACCGAAUUGAGGACAAUUAAAAGUAAUAGCGGUUUAUACGACUAUUCAAAAACUGUACGUUAUCUGCCCACUGUUGUGUAAAGAUCCGUUCCAUGGUAGAUAGUGCUUGGCUCGUGCUCUUGUCUUGCGUAACUUACGUUAGCUAGUAAGCUAACGUCAUACAUUUAUUAUGAGCAUGGGACCUUGAUACUUUGUCACCUUAAGCCUGUAAACUAACAAGCUAACGUUGGCGCAAUCUGCAUAUUUGGCAGUGUGGUUUGCUUAAUAUAGCUAUGCAAAUUAUUCUUAGUUGUUAGUUUGCCGUCAAUAUUGACAGCGUCACAUCAUUGUUGGUAACGAGUGUUCCAAUCCAAAGACUUGCCUUAAUUAACGGUCACUUCUAGUUGAACUUGCUCUUGCACAACCUGCAGCAUGUUUCAGUCUAUACAACGGCGGCCUAUAGCAUUAUGUGAAAUCAGUGUAUGUGCUGUUAGGCUUCAAAGCAGUAAUUCACUGAGACAGGGAAUCGGCAAGGGCAAAUCCGAAACCACCUCAUGGAUGGGACGACGCAUGGGCCUGUUGUUGUCAUGGCUCCAGAGAUCGGGGGUGGGCACGAGUGAAAAAGUGCGGUCUGACAAGAAGAAGCAAGGCCUGCUGUCAAUUUUUGCCAACCAUUGUAGCUUUGUGACCGGCCAGAGGCUUCGACGCGCUUAUCAGAUUGGAGAGCUUUACUCAAACCUGUACUCGGAGCGAACCAGGUGGACCCUGGUAGGAAGCAUAUGGCGUCGACUCCAGAGCAAGCACGCCUCCACGGGGAAGCUUGUGGCUGCACUGGCUGGUGUAUUCAUGUGGGAGGACGAGAAGGUUCGAGAUGAAGAACUACACAGAUGUGGACUAGAGCUCCAAGCUUUGGAGAAGGUGAAGAAUCUGAGUGCAUCUUCAGAAAAGGAGAAGGCUGCAGGGCAGGUGGAGACUGGCUGGGAGGUUGUCAUGGAGAAGAAUAACUUCAAAGUGUGGAGGCGGUCCAUUGAGGGAAGCCACUUGUGGGAAUACAGAGUUUUGGGUUCUUACAACGAUGUCACCCCCAGACAGUUCUUCAAUGUUCAGUUGGACACAGAGUACAGGAAAAAGUGGGAUGCUCUAGUUCUUAAGCUGGAGGUGGUGGACAGGGACGUCAACACCGGCUCAGAGGUUGUGCACUGGGCCACACAUUUCCCUUAUCCCAUGUACUCGAGAGACUAUGUUUAUGUGCGUCGCUAUGACGUUGAUGUGGAGAAUAAUCUGAUGGUCCUGAUCUCCAGAGCGGUUCAGCAUCCUGGAGUCCCAGAAACUCAGGACUACGUCAGAGUCCACUCAUACCAGUCCAAGAUGGUCAUCCGCCCUCACAAGACCUUUGAUGAGAAUGGCUUUGACUACCUUCUGACCUACAGCGACGACCCUCAGACCGCCUUUCCCCGCUACUGUGUGAGCUGGAUGGUGUCCAGUGGUAUGCCUGACUUUCUGGAGAAACUUCAUACUGCAGCCCUUAGGGCUAAGAACCUGGAGGUAGGGAUCUUCGACUAUGCCAGUGUCAUAAAGUCCAACGACACCAAGCACCAGCCCAGCCAGGACCGCCUUGGGGACAACACUCGACCUGGGCAGAUCUAUGCCUAAGGGACCAUGUCUAUUUAGCAGGGGUGGGGAGUUUGAUUUAACCUGCACCUGCUCACAUACAACAACCCUCUAAACUCUCAAGCUUUUGGACACAAGGGUUGAUGGGAUAUAAUGAAACUGGAAUAUACAUGUGUUGAAGAUAUUCAGUACUCGUUCCUCACAGACUGGUCAUUGAUAACAGAAUUGUCAUGAGAAGCAUGGACUGUACCAACAAGCGUUUGAGCCCUUCGGAGAAAGUACUCCGCUUUUGCUGCCGGGAGAAUUGCCAUUGGGACAUACUGCCUUGCGACACUUGUGCUAGACAGCAAACAUCCUCAUGCCUCCUUUUGCUAACUAGCUGCUUCACCAACUAGUGAGACUGAGCCAAAAUACUACCCCUAUAGAGAUGUUGCCAAAGCAUUGUUUCUCCCUCCAUCCACCAUGUCUACUAGUUUCUUCCAGCCACCUUGUUUGGGUCCCUUAUCUGGUCACAUCAGCACUGAAAUAUCUUGCUGUAAAGGCUUAGCUACAUAAAUACAUACCUAUAGUUAAUUAUUUUAUACAACAGAAAGAAGAUAAUCUAUAAUUAAACUCACUGUGAUAUCAGGAACUUGAACACACUUUUGAGCUGAAUGCCCUGGCAUAUUGACUUCCACAGACAACUGGAUUUAAGGGUUCUUGUGGUCUCUUUUUCACAAUUUUGGGAUUGAUGUUUUGCUCUCUGCAAAACUGAGGUUCCCACUUUUGUCGGUCACGCCUUUUCAGUGUGUGUUUUUAAACUGCCAGGUCACGACACUUCUAACAGCCUUCUGAAGAUUACCAGUGUCUUCCUGUCCACAAGGUGUCUUAUGGUAACUGCAAAAAUCCUCUAACUAUGCUUGAUGUUUUUUCACUUGCAUUGCAGUUCCCCUCCACCCGUCCAUGUUAAUAUGCCCUUAUAUAAAAAAAAAAAAAAAAACAUACAUUUUAAGCGCGUGUUUUCUUGUGCCACCUAGAACUAUCUGCAUAUGACUGAAAUAAUGUAUUUCUUCCUGAGAACAAAGUUCAAAGUUAUGGAACAGACAUUAUUAGAACCGACUGCUCGAUAGUUUGCACUACAGAGGAAUGUUUGUUUGCUAAACUGUUACUGUACCUUAACAGUGAAAGUAGUGAAACAAUUGUUCUAUUACUGAUGAAUUUUGGAAGGCAAGGGUUUAGUAAGAUCAUGUCCCCUUUGCGUGUAUGUGUAAUACCUUUUUAUUGCAUUUUUGAUUUGUUUUUUCUUCUUCUUGAUGUGUAAAUGGUUCUGCAAACUACCUAGACCUAAUCUUAUUAACUAUUUGUCUGACUCAUUGGAGUAAGGGGCAUGUGUGAAUUCUCUGCUCAGCCUGACAAUCUGGUACAAUUGAAUGAGCACCUAUUUCUGUAUAUAAAACAUUUUUUUCUGUUACUGAUA